CUAUUCAUUCAGUAACCGUGCCGGAGUGCAGUAGGACCAACCACUCAGGGACAUCAGUCUCAGUAGAACCACCUGUUUAGCAUAAAAAUGAACGGUCGCUCUGUAAGAAGGGGUAUCUCUUGCCCUCCCCAGGAUCCUAAUUGUACCCGGAUUGUGGAAUCUCUCACUGCCUGGAAUGAUUCCGAAAUCCAGUCCUACAAACUUGUGGAUUUACCACCUCUAGUCCCAACGGAAGCAACUGCAAGACCUGCCCAUAAAGUAUUCCCCACAGUGGAUGUUCCAGAUCAUGCACACUACACAAUUGGAGCUGUUAUUCUGGCUGUGGGAAUCACAGGCACUUUAGGAAAUCUCUUAGUCAUCUACGUAUUCUGCAGGAGCAGGAGCCUGCGGAGUCCAGCAAAUAUGUUUAUUAUAAAUCUGGCAGUCUCUGAUUUCCUGAUGUCUGUUACUCAGACACCUGUCUUUUUUGUUACCAGCCUUCACAAGCGCUGGAUUUUUGGAGAAAAGGGUUGUGAGAUCUAUGCAUUCUGUGGUGCCUUGUUUGGCAUCACCUCCAUGAUCACCUUGAUGGUAAUAGCUUUGGACAGGUACUUUGUCAUCACUCGACCACUGACAUCCAUUGGAGUAAUAUCAAAGAAACGAGCAGCUAUAAUCCUGUGUGGGGUUUGGAUCUAUUCCCUUGCAUGGAGUCUACCACCCUUCUUUGGUUGGAGUGCCUAUGUUCCAGAAGGACUAAUGACUUCAUGCACGUGGGACUACAUGACAUUUACACCAUCUGUGCGAACAUACACCAUGCUUCUGUUCUGCUUUAUCUUCUUUAUACCGCUGAUUAUCAUUAUAUAUUGUUACUUCUUCAUCUUUAAGACCAUCAAGACCACCAACAAGGCAGUACAAAAAAUUGGAACGGAUAACAAAGAGUCUAACAAACAACUUCAAAGAAUGAAGAAUGAAUGGAAAAUGGCUAAAAUUGCCCUGAUAGUCAUCCUGCUUUAUGUAAUUUCUUGGUCUCCAUACUCCACAGUGGCACUAACGGCAUUUGCUGGAUAUUCUUAUGUUCUGACACCCUACAUGAACUCUAUACCGGCAGUGAUUGCCAAGGCAUCUGCUAUCCACAACCCAAUAAUAUAUGCUAUUACUCACCCAAAAUACAGGACAGCAAUAGCCAAGUAUGUGCCUUGCCUGAAACCUCUCUUCAGAAUACCUCAAAAGGACUUUAAAUCAUACAGCAGUUACUAUUCUACCAGACGUUCCACUAUCACUAGCCAGUGUUCUGAGAUGAGUGCACUGCCUCGAGGACGGAGACGGCUAUCUUCUGUUUCAGAUAGUGAAUCGGGCUGGACUGAUACAGAAGCAGAUAUAAGUAGCAUGAACUCCAGAGCAGCCAGCAGGCAAGUAUCCUACGAAAUUGGAAAGGACAUCACAGAAAUCCAGGAUGGAAAAUCGAAACAGAAAAAUCAUGACUCUGGAAUUUCUGAGAAGGGUUCUUUUGAAGCAGAUGAAAUUUCUGUGCUAAGCAACAGAUCUGGAGAAUGCCACUCUUCACUCUAUGGAAGCGGAAGUGGAAGCAGGAAGGCUGCUAGCCAGCAUAAAAGGGAACCGCUCCCCCAUGCCUUGGCAGCUCGAAUACCAAGCAUUGUGAUAACAUACAGUAACAAACAGCAGAGCAGAGAGCCUUCCAAACAUACUGUGAAUUCCAAGAAUGAUGAUCCCCAUCAAGAAAAGCAGGGACAAUCAGAUGAUCCAAGCAGAAGCAGUACAGUUACUUCAGCUGCUGUAGAGACAGUAUCACAGACCGUCCAUGAAGAUGUCAGCAAUCACAUGUCACCAACAAAAAAUCAAGUUCCCAGCCACACAAUUUGAUAUUUUAAGACUGAAACAUUCCAAUCAUAUUAAAUGUUUUGUGUUUACAAAGAGCACACUUUCUGUUCCUGAGUGCAUACACACUGUAACUUUGUUUAAGUUGAUUCAUUUGCAAAUACUGCAACUGUUCUGUAAAUGAGACAGUAUUUCAAAUUUAGCUAUCAGUCCUUCUUUACAAGAGUAAAUCUGUUGUAGUUUACAGACUGUGGAAAAUUACUGUGUUGUGAUCUUUAUGUGAGGAUUUUAUAUUUAACAAGUUUACUUUAGUACUUUUUAGUUUAGUACUUUUAUUUACUUUUUUUUUUUAAUUUGUUAACUAGGGGAAUGCAUCAGUCUAAGAAAGGCCUGUCUCAUUCAUAGUAUGCAUAGAAAGCACAAAGUCAAAAAAUAAAUAUUAAGCUAUAAGGGAUAAAAACGUCAUGCCAUGGGCAUGUAUGACUAGGCUUCUAAACAUCCUCACAGAUCAAUAACUUAAUAAGUACCUAUGAAUCUAUAAGUACAGAAUACAUUCUUAUAUUGCUAUAGUAAUGUUACAUUAAAUAAAGCCUAGCUAUAAAAAAUUACUUUUACUAACUACGGGAUCCUGCAGUUAGCAAAUUAUCAUUAUUUAGUUUCUGCCAGUUUGCUUUACCAUAUUUCUAACAGUUAAACACGCAUGAAAUGUACUUCAUGGCUCAGAUUUUAUUAAUACAAAUUCACUAGAUCAAAGUGCCCAAGUUGUCACCACAGCAAGAAAUAUACGUGAUAGUGAAUUUAUGAAUGCUGCCUUUUCCUGGAUACCUACUACUGAUUUCCCCUCUUUGAUCAUAUCUCACCACUAGACUGUCACCUUUUAACUAAAAACUAGUAUCAAAAUGCCCACAAAUUCAACUACAUUCAGGGAUUACUCCAAAGUUAAACUCAUACCCCUCACCCGACGGCCUUAAACAUUUCAAAUGUGGAACUCAUAGACAAAAAAAAAUAAGAUCAGGAGAAAAGGUCCACAUAAGAAAAUGUUGACCAUUAGUCAGUAGGAGUAUAAACUGUUUUUGUUGGGCUGUUAAAGGUAACAUAAGGAAGAGUAAAGCUGAGUAUGAAAUGAAGGUAAAUAACUCAGAAGGAUAAUCACAAGGAGUUUUUCAAGUAUAUUAAGAGUAAUAAAACUAAUACUCAAUACUGCACCAUGCUCAAAGUCAACAGCAAUGCCCAUUCUGAUUCAGAAACCAUAGCAAACCUCCUAGGUGAUAAAUUUAGCUGUCAUUGCUGUCUCCUUCCCACCCUAGUAUCCUCUUUCCAAAAUCUGAUAAUACUGUUCUUUCCAUUGUCAUUAUGGCCCCGAUCUGGAAAACUAUUACCAAAACUGAAAAAAAAAGCCCCAUUGGGCCUGGUUAAUAUACCUGGGUGCCAUGCUGCUAGCCAAAGCCCCAUUGGGCCUGGUUAAUAUACCUGGGUGCCAUGCUGCUAGCCAAAGCCCCAUUGGGCCUAGUUAAUAUACCUGGGUGCCAUGCUGCUUGCCAAAGCCCCAUUGGGCCUGGUUAAUAUACCUGGGUGCCAUGCUGCUAGCCAAAGCCCCAUUAGACCUGAUUAAUAUACCUGGGUGCCAUGCUGCUAGCCAAAGCCCCAUUGGGCCUGGUUAAUAUACCUGGGUGCCAUGCUGCUAGCCAAAGCCCCAUUGGGCCUGGUUAAUAUACCUGGGUACCAUGCUGCUAGCCAAAGCCCCAUUGGGCCUGGUUAAUAUACCUGGGUGCCAUGCUGCUAGCCAAAGUAUAUUCUAAUUCCCACUUCAAGCCUCUUAAUCUCAUCUUAUUCUCAGGAUAUAUGCUUGAGCACUGGAAGGCAAAUGUUGUAGUGUCUCUAUAUAAAAGCAGUGUUGUAAAUUACCCUGAUAAUUACCAUCCCAUUAACCUCCCUUGUAUUAUCUAGAACAUCAUGGGCAGGACCUUAGUCAUAACUUCAAAACAGGUCACUUAAAACACUUGACCCUAGUUAAUGCAGCUUUGCUAAGGACAGGUCUUGCAUGCUUAAUUUGGUUGACUUUUUUUUUGAGUGUGACUGAAGCCACAUUCAAUAUGACUCCCCAUACAAGCAUUGUAGAUAAACUUAUCAGAUUCAGUAUUAAUGCAUAUAUUACUCAAUAGAUGACUAACUGUCUUUCUGAUAGAACAUAAUGGUUGUGAACUAGUGGUUACCUUCUUAUCUAAUACCUUAGACAGUACUUGAGUACCCCAGAGCUCUAUGUGGAGUCCCCUUCCCUUUGACAUCUACUUCUUUCAUGUGAGGAUGACUCUCCAACGUUUAUGGUUGACCAAGUUUGAGAAUGACUGCAACAGACUCCAAUGUUCAUCAAGAAAGGCUAGAUAAAGUCAGCACCUGUUGUUAUAACCAUUGCCUUAAACUUAACACAAAAAUGUGUAGUGAAAUCACAUUUGAAAAUGUCUUUCCCAAUAUUUAUCACACAAAAUUGAACCGCACUUAGGUUGAAUACAGUUAUUAGAAAUCUAGGUAUUUUCUCAGCAAUUAACUAUCCUUUGAUUAUCAUGUAUUAGUUACAGUAAGAAAGGAGUUUUUAUUGCCCGGAUAAUUAUCAAGGUCCACAGAGGUCUUAGCCCAUGUACUGGCAGUUAGCACAGAGGACUACGGCUAUGAGCUUCUUCCUGUAGUACAUUGAAUCUCUCAGACCUCACUUGCCUACCAUGUGACCUCGAGUGAAUCACUUAACCAGACAGUGAGCUAAGGCAAUUGGGAAUUUGGGCUAGGCUCCUAAAUGGCUUCCUGAACUGCAUGCCUAGUAGUUACCUGUGAACUUACAUAUAUUCCUUCCUUAUUAGAAUUAUCACUAAAUAUAAUCUUCAGGUUGAUACAUAUCUCACCAAAUAUGUAUCUCAGCUUAAAGGGACUCAGCUUUUCCUAGCUAACAGAGUCAAGGAUCUAGGCUCUUAGUUAUCUAGAUACUUAAAAAUAAAGUCUUUCACUUUUUUUCUGUCUUGUACUUACCCUUAUGUGGAUAUCUCUGUCUUGACUUUUGAGUCAUGAAAGAUAUAGUUUUGCAAGAUAUUCUUCAGCUGAGAAACACUAGUAUUGUUAGGAACACUCAUGGCAAAAAUCUCAACUUACAUUACAAACUUUACUCAGAAGAUUCCCU
Protopterus annectens (West African lungfish) is the source of this 4981-nucleotide messenger RNA. It is a transcript of the gene OPN4, whose product is annotated as opsin 4. The coding region runs from base 88 to 1860 and encodes 590 amino acids. The transcript is spliced from 11 exons. Gene Ontology annotation, biological process: visual perception; G protein-coupled receptor signaling pathway. NCBI's taxonomy places the organism in Eukaryota, Metazoa, Chordata, Ceratodontiformes, Protopteridae. Gene Ontology annotation, cellular component: membrane. Gene Ontology annotation, molecular function: G protein-coupled receptor activity. The record is from RefSeq and is a predicted model, not a curated record.